AUGAAUUGGCAUAAUUUCGAUAGAAGAAAUGAGAAUCGCAUUUUCUCUAUUCCAACAGAGACAAUUGAACAAAACGAGACAGAUAGCAUUGAAAUCAAUGAUUGUCCAGAAAUUAUAUCGAAUAAUCGGAUAUAUUGCUGUUCAAUCUGUGAUAUAAACUUCUCAGGGCCAAAAUCCUUACAAAAGCAUUUAAGGAAGCAUUUCACAUCAGAAAAUCCUUCGUCAUUUGCAUGUGAGCAAUUAAGACCAGAAGGCAACGAAACUGAAGGCGAAAACCAUAACUUAUAA
This is a messenger RNA of Blepharisma stoltei, 288 nucleotides long. NCBI's taxonomy places the organism in Eukaryota, Ciliophora, Heterotrichea, Heterotrichida, Blepharismidae. The record is from the annotation of a GenBank genome assembly.